Molecule: messenger RNA, 273 nt
Organism: Neurospora tetrasperma FGSC 2508
Lineage: Eukaryota; Fungi; Ascomycota; Sordariomycetes; Sordariales; Sordariaceae
Exons: 1
Coding region: 38-235 (65 amino acids)
Source: RefSeq, a predicted model, not a curated record
UCUCAAUCCGGCAUUCCUUUUCAUCAAUAUCGUCGAUAUGUGUGUCUCUCAAAAGAUGGAGACCGGUGCUUGCUCGAGGCUGGGAACGAGGUUCAGAACGAAGUCAAUGAUUUCUUUCAGUAACAACGCAAGGAGCGCCCAAUCGGCCGUGAUACGUGUUUCUGGCUACCUGCAGCCAACACAACGGAGAUCAGGGAUGUCGGCGAGAGAAUGCGAUCUGAAAGAGCAGGUGUAGAAGAGGGGGCUUCACUUGAAAUAAUCUGUUGUAUUCCG